AUGCAUUUAUUUUUACUNUUUGGGGGCUUAGACAACUUCCUGUUGACAGUGAUGGCCUAUGACCGGUUUGUGGCCAUCUGUCACCCACUGCACUACACGGUCAUCAUGAACCCAAGACUCUGUGGCCUCCUGCUUCUGGCCUCCUGGGUUUUGUCGUUUAUGGAUUCUCUGAUAAAUGAUUUAAUGGUUUUGCGACUGUCUUUUUGUACAGAAUUGGAAAUUUCCCAUUUUUUCUGUGAGCUUAAUCAGGUAAUCCAACUUGCUUGUUCUGACACAUUCCUCAAUGACUUAAUGAUGUAUUUAGCAACUGGACUUCUGGGUGCUAUUCCACUCACUGGGAUCCUUUUCUCUUACAUGAAGAUUGUGUCCUCCAUUUUGAAAAUUUCAUCAGCUGGGGGCAAAUAUAAAGCAUUUUCCACCUGUGGGUCUCACCUUUCUGUUGUUUCCUUGUUCUAUGGUACAGGUCUUGGGGUUUAUCUCAGUUCUGCUGCUAUUGAAAGCUCCAGGGCCAGUGCAAUCGCCUCAGUGAUGUACACUGUAGCCACACCCAUGCUGAAUCCUUUUAUCUACAGUCUGAGAAAUAAAGACAUAAAGCGGGCCCUAAGGAAACUUUUCAGCUGA
Molecule: messenger RNA, 621 nt
Organism: Echinops telfairi (small Madagascar hedgehog)
Lineage: Eukaryota; Metazoa; Chordata; Mammalia; Afrosoricida; Tenrecidae
Product: olfactory receptor 7A10-like
Exons: 2
Coding region: 1-621 (206 amino acids)
Biological process (GO): G protein-coupled receptor signaling pathway
Cellular component (GO): membrane
Molecular function (GO): olfactory receptor activity; G protein-coupled receptor activity
Source: RefSeq, a predicted model, not a curated record